UGUACCUAAAAUCCUGUGGUCCAAAUGUAUGUAGGGAGGCUAUGUAGGGCUUUAGCUCUCCCCAACAUUAGCUGUAGGCCAUCUCCCUCCCCAAAUUUCAUUGCAUUUUCCCCAUUUGUCAUAAAUCGGUUAAAACGGCAUCCAUUUCCCUCUCCUCCACAAUCAUUGUUUUUACUAAACGUUUCGUGACUGAUAAAACAGUUAAGUAUGCGCUCGAACAUUAGGAGUGAGCUUACGUGUCAUAUUUUAGUGAGCCUAUUUCUUUGCAGCUCUACUAUAUCGUUUGUUAUACUACCCAGGGUACCUACCAGACCUGUUCACUCCCAAGCCAGCUAAAGCCUCGCCCGGGUUGCGCAUAUGGGAGUACUUCGCAUAUUUUAGACAGAAGUAAAUUAUGGUGGCCACUCAGAGUCUACUCAAAGUUGCUGGGGUAGGGGGUUUAUUGAUCGCUGGAGCUGCCACAUUUGUAAACUCCAAAAUACAGGCGGGUCUCAAGCAGGGCGCCUGGUUUCGGGAGUCGAUGCGACUGCUGCGCGCGCACCCUGGCGCAGUUUCCGUGCUGGGCGAGCCCAUCACCGACGGCCGUCUGGACCUGGCGAGGCCCGAGGCCAACUUCUGCGACGAGAGACGCGUCCAGUUCCGCGUGCCUGUCAGAGGCCCGAAGGACAAGGGCCACCUGCUGCUGUGGGGGUCGCGCCCGGGCGGACACGUGGCAGGUCGACCGGCUGGAGCUGGAGCUGUCCAGCGACCCGAGCCGCAGGCUGCUGCGCCCGCCUCGCCCAGCGCAGUGCCCACCUCACCCAUCGUAGCGCCCGCCUUGUAA
This is a messenger RNA of Pollicipes pollicipes, 823 nucleotides long. RefSeq lists its product as uncharacterized. Gene Ontology annotation, biological process: mitochondrial respiratory chain complex I assembly; mitochondrial respiratory chain complex IV assembly. The record is from RefSeq and is a predicted model, not a curated record. The transcript is spliced from 4 exons. Lineage: Eukaryota; Metazoa; Arthropoda; Thecostraca; Pollicipedomorpha; Pollicipedidae. Bases 395 to 823 code for a protein of 142 amino acids. Gene Ontology annotation, cellular component: mitochondrial inner membrane.